Messenger RNA from Acomys russatus (golden spiny mouse), 480 nucleotides. RefSeq names its product IQ domain-containing protein F2-like. Bases 1 to 480 code for a protein of 159 amino acids. The transcript is spliced from 3 exons. Gene Ontology annotation, molecular function: calmodulin binding. The record is from RefSeq and is a predicted model, not a curated record. Lineage: Eukaryota; Metazoa; Chordata; Mammalia; Rodentia; Muridae.
AUGGUGCUUAAAUUCUGUUCCAAGAGCAGUUUAGUUGCCCUUGUAAGUGAAGAUGAACAGAAAACUAUCCAAAGGCAGAAGAAACAAAAGGUAAGAAAAAAGUUAAAAAACAAAAAGAGAGCAGCCAUUCGGCUCCAGGCCUGGUGGCGUGGCACCCUGGUGCGCAGGACACUGCUCCACGCAACCCUCAGAGCCUGGAUCAUCCAGUGCUGGUGGCGGCUGACAGUCAGGAGGAUGCAGGAGAAGAAGCGGAGGAAAAUGCUGCUUGACUACUCACACAAAGAGCAAGCGGUGGUCAAGCUCCAGUCUCUGAUUCGGAUGUGGCGGGUCCACUGGCGCUACUGCCAGGUCCUCAGUGCCAUCUACAUCAUCCAGGGCCACUGGAAAUACCACAACUGCCAGUCCUGUUCUUUACUGCGGGGUCACUGCGUGAUCACGGCCACUCACCUGCAGUUCCACAUUGAGAUCAUUGACCACUGA